AUGGUCGCCCUCCCCUUCUUCCCAAUAUGCUUCCAAUGCGGCACCGACCAGAAUCCGUGUCAUUGUAAAGUCGUUGGUCCGACGUUGGGAUUCUUUGGGUGUGUUGUAGCGGGUGUAAUAUGCUGGCCAGCAUCGAUAUUCUGUGGCUGCACUGCAACCCAGAUGGGGAAAGAUUUACUUGCGUUUCCGGUCAAGUUGAAUGGGGAGAUCAGUGAUUUUAUCCCUAUCUGA
Messenger RNA from Talaromyces marneffei, 231 nucleotides. RefSeq lists its product as uncharacterized. NCBI's taxonomy places the organism in Eukaryota, Fungi, Ascomycota, Eurotiomycetes, Eurotiales, Trichocomaceae. The transcript is spliced from 4 exons. The record is from RefSeq and is a predicted model, not a curated record. The coding region runs from base 1 to 231 and encodes 76 amino acids.